AUGUUGUUAAAUAGCCCAAGUAGCAAACCCUUGGGUGUCCAAUUAGUGGAAAUGGUUUGCGUGACCGAUGUGAAAGGUGCAGUGGAGAUAAAGUUGACUUUGAGAAUCAACGAGACGAAAAUCUAUGAUGGCACAGCUCUAUUUUCAAGUACCGUCAAUUCCAGAAUGUUGGAAACAAGAUUGGCUUUGACCAUUCAUGGUAUGAAAGUUUUCCGAAUAGAGUUCAGCCACGAUGUUCACGGGAGAAUUUCUCAAACGAGAACUUAUACCAAGAACUAUACGUGGGACGGUGAUGGGCAGCUUUUGGGAGUUGAAGCGCAAGAACCAUGGGGAUUCAGAUAUGACGAUAUGCUUUAUUUAACCUACAGGUGA
Messenger RNA from Psylliodes chrysocephalus, 372 nucleotides. Lineage: Eukaryota; Metazoa; Arthropoda; Insecta; Coleoptera; Chrysomelidae. The record is from the annotation of a GenBank genome assembly.